UCUCACGGGCCGAGUUGCGGAGCCAGAGCGCGGGGGCUGCGCUGCUGACGCCGGCGGGAGGGCCGAGCGGGGGGCGGUGGGUGCCCGCCCGGAGCCCCCGCCCGCCGGUCCCGCCUCCCCGGGGCGCGGCUCCCCCGCCCAUCGGCGCCGGCCCGGGCCCUGUUCCCGGUCGGACGGAGCGCGCGGCGCGCCGGAAGUGCCGCCAACCGGGGCCGGAGCGGGGCGGGAGGAGCGGGAUGAGCAAAGGGCGCGAGGCCGCGGCGGGCGGAGGCGGCGCCGCCGCCGUCCUGCUGCGGUACCUGCGGGAGCAGAACCGUCCGUACAGCGCCCAGGACGCCUUCGGGAACCUGCAGCGGGAGCACGGGCUGGGCAAGGCGGCCGUGGUGAAGGCGCUGGAGCAGCUGGCGCAGCAGGGCCGCGUGCGCGAGAAGGCCUACGGGAAGCAGAAGAUCUACUUCGCCGACCAGGAGCAGCUCCCGGCCGCCAGCGAUGCCGAGCUCCGCAGGCUGGACGAGGAGAUCACCGCCCGCUCCGCACAGCUGCAGGCGCUGCAGCAGAGCUGCCGGCACAUGGAGGCGGAGCUGAAGGACUUGAACAGCUCCAUGACAACCUCCGAGAUGUCCAAGGAGAUCGAGGCGCUGAGGAAGGACUGUGCCAGUUACACGGAGAAACUGGAGAGGAUUAAAUCUGCCACCAACCACGUGACUCCAGAGGAAAAGGAGAAGGUGUGCCGGGAGCAGCAGCUGUACCGCCGGGAGUGGCGCCGGAGGAAGCGGAUGGCCACCGAGCUGCUGGAUGCCAUCCUGGAGGGGUACCCCAAGAGCAAGAAGCAAUUCUUCGUAAGUACUGAGGCUGGAACUUGCCCGGGGCUGCUGAGCCAGGCCGUGACCUGCCCUGACCCACCGGUGCUGUACAGGAGGAGGUCGGGAUAGAGACGGAUGAGGAGCAUGGCGUGGUGCUGCCAGCGGCCCUGUGAGGGGCUGGGGGAGCCUUUGCCCCGGGGAGAAGCUGCUGCUGUGGAGCUGCUGCUGAAACUUGGCUGUUGGGUUGUUCUGUUUCUCUUUUUGCAGGACUUGGGCUCAUCCCGUGUAUUUAUGUGUUUAAAAUUCUUUUGCAGUUGGAAGGGUGGUGGGUGGGAGAGACUUGGCACUGGCCCUCUCCUUGCAGAGGGAUGUUGUUUCUUCCUGCCCCUCAGCACAGGGAGCUGCCAAACUGGGGUCCAGUGGGGCUGAGGAGAGGUGUGGGGGCACUGGUGCUGUGUCCCUGCUGUUCUGGUAAGAAAAGGGAUGUGGGGGAGGUGGGGGGCACUGGUGCUCCAGUACGGAAAGAGGGAGGGACUGUCAGGGCUGCAGAGCUCUGUAUGUGAUCCAGCCCCUUCUCGCUGUGUGCCUGAGUGGUCACACAAGAAUACAAUCCAUUAAACACCAGAAUUUUGGUUCA
Molecule: messenger RNA, 1440 nt
Organism: Pseudopipra pipra
Lineage: Eukaryota; Metazoa; Chordata; Aves; Passeriformes; Pipridae
Gene: PSMC3IP
Product: PSMC3 interacting protein
Exons: 7
Coding region: 237-932 (231 amino acids)
Biological process (GO): homologous chromosome pairing at meiosis; meiotic strand invasion involved in reciprocal meiotic recombination; meiotic joint molecule formation
Cellular component (GO): condensed nuclear chromosome; DNA recombinase auxiliary factor complex
Molecular function (GO): recombinase activator activity; double-stranded DNA binding
Source: RefSeq, a predicted model, not a curated record